UUUCGUCGCCGGUGUUGGGCGGUGGCUUUGCUGUGUGUCUUCCAACGUCGCGUGGCCGAUGAGGGGCUCGUCCUGAGGAGCUGCAAUGCCCAACAAGAAGCGGAAAUGGGUUCACUGCGCAGAUCUUGCCUCUUUUCCAGAUGAGAAGCCUGUAGAGGAAGGAAAAUCAAAUGUUGGGACAGUAGUGGCUGCUGCUUCAGUUUCAAGUGCUUGGCUUCGUUGUGGUGAUGGAUUUCAGGUGGAUACCUUGCUGGAGACAUCAAGAUCUUCAAAAAAAGGAUCUAGAGUUAAAAAGAGGUUUACAUCACUAUUCUCUUCAAUUAAUGAAGAAAUCUCUAAAAGCAAGAGUUCAAGUGAAUUCACUGACAUAUUAUGGAGCUCCAGUGAGAGUGACUUGUCAGAUGAUGAAAAUAAUACUUUGUCUUCAAGAUUUCCUUGCAUGAAAAUGACAAAAUAUGAUUUGGUUUCCAAGGAUGGAUGUAGUGAUGGUGAACUACAAUUCAUCGAUUGGGAGAAAGACAGUGAUUAUGAGGGUGACGAACAGUAUGAUGGAUCAAAAACAGGUGACAGUGCUUUGGAUAUAUCAGACACCGAUUCUUGCACAAACAACUUCAUAUUUGAUGAAGAGGAAGGAGGCAAGCCUGCUAAAACAACUUCUAUAGAGAUUUCAGAAUAUUCAUCAGACAAUGAAAAUGUAGAAGAAUGCCGAGUAAAAAAUACUACUGCUAGUUUAGAAUUUCCUAAAAAACUCCAUUUAAGUUUUGGAGAAGGUACUGAGUUGGAUACUGGAAGAUCAGCAACUGACUGGUUAAAAUCUGCUCGGGCUGUUCUGCAAACACCUAAGAAAAAGGUAGACAACAGUUUGAAGAUCCUAGACAAUUCUGCAAAGAAAAGAAAAUUACUAAGAGGAGGACUAGCAGAAAGAUUGAAUAGACUGCAGAACCGAGAGAGGGCUGCCAUUAGCUUUUGGAGACAUCAUUGUAUUUCAGAUUAUCAAACGCCAUCAGGAAGUAAGGAAGGUGUACUGGUUGUGAAGAUCUUGGAAAUGCAUGAAGAAUGCAGUCUGUGCAUAUCUUUCUGCCAUCAGUUAGAACAAAACUGUGCUGCCAAUUCUUCUGUCAAAGAAAUUCAGCCAAGAAUUAAAGUUCUUUUUACAAAAGAAACUGUCAUUCGUCUUAAGGCAGCUCCACAGGAUGUCAUAUGUAUCUAUCCUCCUUGGCAAAAACUUCUUCUACUGAAUGAAAAUGUUCCAGUUAUUCUGAAUACUUACUUUAGCCAAAAGGUGUUUCUAAAGGAAGAAAAAGAAAUGCAUAAGCCAUGUUUUGAAGAGCCAUUGCUUACAAAAAGAAACAUAUCUCUGGCCCAGAUAUUCAGUUUAUCUGAUGCAAAAGAUAGUCAACCGCAAGCAUCUGCAGUUAAUCAGGCUUCCUGUCCCAAUAUGAAGGCUUUCAAGGCUACACACACUCAUAACAAUAGUGAAUCCAAACUAUCCCCCUUUGUAGUUACUUCCUUGAGUGACUCUCUUCUUGAUAUUGUGGAAAUGCAAGGAAGAACUGGAGGAAGAAGAAUACAGGUGCAGGUGGUUGUUCAAAGAGUGUAUUAUCUGCUUGCUAAAGAAGGCUUUAGAUGCCAUCUUCAAGGAAAUGACCCUGCCCAAAACACCACACCGUUACUAAAUUCAGAUCUGUCAAAUGUUAGAUUAUGUCUUCUUCUUCAAGAUGCUUAUGGGAUGUUCAGUGAGGUUCAGUGUCAGAUCUUAUCUUCGUCUCUAGAGCGGAUUGAAGAAUAUAGCAGAAGGUGGGAAGGAAAAUACUGUAAUGUAACUGGAAUGAAAGUUCUGCACAGAGCCACCAGAGGAAGAAAGCUGGGGCUUUUUCGCCUAAUAGACAGUUUAUGGCCUCCAGUGUUCCCUCUAAAAGUUCCUGGUCAUAGUCAAGAGAAUGAAAUGAUGGCAAUAAACCUGCCCCCUCCUAGUUUCUGUUACAUUCUUGAUGCUCAUCCUGAUCACAUUAAUGCUAAUGAGAGAGAACAACUUUCAGAUCUGUAUUCUCCUCCAGCUGUAUACACUCUCAAGAAAAUUAUUCAGAUGUGUGACUUAAAUAAGUGUUGCAGCUUUUGGGCACAUGUUAUACAUCAAAGACUGAAGGUAACAAGUAGUGCUCCCUCAAGCCAAAUACAUUUUUGGCUGUUUGUGACUGAUUUCUCACUGCAGGAUGAGGCCGAGGUCAGUUCUGGAUUUCCCAAAACACUACCAGUCUCUGUUGCUUCCUCGUGUGUGGUUGAUGUGGAAGUUAUGGAAGUACUCAAGAAUACUUCCCAUUGUGUUGUUUUCUUCAAGGAUGCACUUUGUGAAAAUGGUAGGAUUAUUUGCAUUGAACGUACCAUUCUCUUGUUACAAAAGCCCCUUUUGUGUAUGGCUGCUUGUGCUGACAUCACUGAACUCACUAGCCCUGUAAAACUAGAUGAGCUGGAUUCUGCAACUCAAGUCAAUUCCAUUUGUGCCGUAAGAGGCACUGUUGUUGGUGUUAAUGAGGGAACUGCUUUCUCCUGGCCUGCAUGCAACAGAUGUGGAAGUGGAAAAGUACAGCAGCAUCCCCAAGACAGGGGAUCGCUGUCCUGCAGCCGAUGUUCAGAAGCCUUAAUUUCUCCAGUUCUCAAAAUGCACCUAGAAGUCUUUCUGUACUGUAAGUCCCGGCCACUUUGCACAGUAAAAGUAAAGCUCCUUCAAAGGACCAUUUCUUUGCUUCUGAAGUCUUCCCCUACUAAGGAUGGGAGUUAUGAAGUGAAGAGUGUGCUUGGAAAGGAGGUGGAGGGUUUAUAUUGUUAUGUCCAUUCUGUAACGAGCCACCCAUCUUGCUGUGUGGGACUGGAAGAAAUUGACCUCUCUUCUUCUGAAAGAAAGGAUAGUCUGUCUACAAACUUUUUAAUGUAGUUGUUAUGUAUUACCAGUAGACUGUAUGUGAUUGUGGAUGUGCUAUCAACUGUGUAGUAUAUUGAGAGAUGACUUGGAAAAUAGUUUUUUUUAGCAUUCAGUACUGGGCAUGAGCCCAGUAUCAAACAUUUUGAAAUCCUAUUGAUCUGAAUUUGAGAAAUGUAAUGUGCACGAGACACCUCUGUUGAAAUAAAUGGAAUUUACAAGUGCAAAUGUUUGGUUAGAUUAUACCCAUUGUAUGUAUAUUUCUGAUCAGUGAUAAGCCAUUUCAGAGCACAGCAUUUAAAUAUAUUUUUCCAGCAGUAUAGUGUUCAUAUGGAAACUGAUUUUUGUAAAGAGUUCAAGGGGCUGUAAUGUUGUUUAUGAGUAGGUGUGAAUAGCUUUUCAAUUCACAUUCUGAGAUAAUUUUUCCAUUUAUGUUCUGAGCUAAACAUUUGAAAAUAUUAAUGUAAAGGUUCUAAUAAUUAUUUCUUGGAUAAUAUGCAUUGAAACUUAAGUUUGCUUGAGAUGCCAUGGUAUAAUGCAGAUCUGUAUUUAUUAAUAAAUUCAAAUAAAUAUUA
Eublepharis macularius is the source of this 3492-nucleotide messenger RNA. It is a transcript of the gene SPIDR, whose product is annotated as scaffold protein involved in DNA repair. Gene Ontology annotation, biological process: double-strand break repair via homologous recombination; regulation of establishment of protein localization to chromosome. The transcript has 21 exons. Gene Ontology annotation, cellular component: nucleoplasm; nuclear chromosome. Bases 86 to 2932 code for a protein of 948 amino acids. The record is from RefSeq and is a predicted model, not a curated record. Lineage: Eukaryota; Metazoa; Chordata; Lepidosauria; Squamata; Eublepharidae.